AUGACCGAGGGAGAGCCUAAACAAACAACUGAAGAGGGAGCCAAACCAGUUUUUGGAGCCUCUGGCCGUAAAAUUAUUUAUGAUAAGGACGGAAAACCCUGUCGGUCUUGCAACAGUCUCUUAGAUUUCAAACUGGCAAUGCCUGGAGCCAAGAAAGAAAAGAAGCCAGAGCAAAAGUUUCCUCAAAUAGAGGAAAAAGAAGCAACUUCUUACGCAAAGGAUUGCCCCCCAGAUGUAGAACAACUAGGCAGAUCCAGUUGGACUUUACUCCACUCAAUUGCUGCAUCCUAUCCGGAAAAUCCUACCAACAAACAGCAGGCGGAUUUGAAACAAUUUAUCAGCCUUUUCGGUAAUUUCUAUCCUUGUUGGUUCUGUGGCGAAGAUUUUGUUAAAUAUUCAGCCAAGAAUGAGCCAAAGGUGGCCACCCAAGACGACUUUGGGAAAUGGUUAUGCGAAGCGCACAAUGAAGUGAACACUAAGCUAGGCAAACAAAACUUUGAUUGCAACUUAUGGAAACAAAGGUGGAAGGAUGGUUGGAAAGAUGGUAGAUGCGAAUAG
Dujonia railenensis is the source of this 558-nucleotide messenger RNA. The record is from the annotation of a GenBank genome assembly. Lineage: Eukaryota; Fungi; Ascomycota; Pichiomycetes; Serinales; Debaryomycetaceae.